Molecule: messenger RNA, 1723 nt
Organism: Cottoperca gobio
Lineage: Eukaryota; Metazoa; Chordata; Actinopteri; Perciformes; Bovichtidae
Product: alpha-2-HS-glycoprotein
Exons: 7
Coding region: 1-1335 (444 amino acids)
Biological process (GO): negative regulation of endopeptidase activity
Cellular component (GO): extracellular region
Molecular function (GO): cysteine-type endopeptidase inhibitor activity
Source: RefSeq, a predicted model, not a curated record
AUGUGCACAUUGUUACUGCUAUUAUCCUUGCUAUCCAUUCACGUUCUGUGUGUGUACGGCGAGGGUUUCUCACUGUCGCCCAUCGAACUUGCUCCCAUUCCCUGUAAUGACAAAGCAGUGGAGAAGCUGUCUCGCCUGGCUGUCACUUACAUCAAUGAGGAUCGCACUGAUGGCUACAAGUUUGCUCUCAACCGCAUUGCAAAUGUCCACCUGCACGCUCAGGGCCCAGCAGGCAAUGUCUAUUACCUGGACCUGGAUGUCCUGGAGACCAAGUGUCACAUAGGCAGCCCAAAACCAUGGAAACGCUGUGACGUCAGACCAUUCAUGGAAACACAAAUCUCUGGCAACUGCAAUACCACAAUUCUCCACACACCAGAGGGAUACUCCUACCUGUACAGCUACGACUGCACUCUUGUCCCAGACCCCCCAGAGAAUCUCCAGCAGACCUGUCCAACCUGCCCCCUCCUGCUCCCUGUAGAGAGCCCACAGGCUGUGAGCGCUGCUAAGGUCACUCUGGCGUCCUAUAAGAGACAGUCCACACUGGGUGCAGGGCUGGGAGUGAAGAAGAUCACCCGAGCUGCAGCGCAGGUUGUGCCAGUGAAAGCCAGCUUUGUGGAGUACAUAGUCCAAGAGUGUCCAGAGGGAGUGACAGAAAGAGGCACCUGCCAGCGACUCACGCUUGAGUCUGACACUGAGACUGCAGGUUUCUGUGCCGGAUCUGUGCACGGAGACUUGAACGUCCAUCCUGAUGUCCAGGUGUCCUGUGAGAUGUUUAAAGCAAAGAAUGUCGACAUCCUGAGACCAGUGCAGCCUCAAGGUCACAACCUCCCCCAAGACCCUGCGAUCCCGACCUUCCCGUCUCUGUUUGAUGACCCAGGAAAUUAUCCGCUGCCUGUUCCCUCUGACCCCACACUGCCCCCUGCUGUUCAACCAGCGCCGUUUGACCCCACACCCAUUCUCUCCUUUGACCCUGUGCUUCUUGACCCUGUGCCUCUUGACCCUGUGCCCUUUGACCCUGUACCGUUUGACCCCCCUGUUGUUGUCAACCCCUCUAACCCCUUCACCUCCUCUUCCAGUGAGUCUGCUGAAGAUCUAGUAAAACAGCAACAGCGACCACCAGGUGCUAAUCCUUUUGCUUCAUCCUCUGAAGAGAUAGGAGCUCCCGUAGCACUACGACCACCCUUCAACUUCCGCUACCUGAGGCGUGAUCGCAAGAAACGGCAGGCCCUGAUGGAGACCUCAACCACUCAUAACCCCACCUUCCUGUCUGAUUUCCCCAAUGGGUCUUCUCCUUUCCGCUCCUGCCCCGGUCCUGCUCGAUACACCACAGUUUAACGUUUAGUUUAGUUUAGUGGGCGGACUGGUAAUCUGCUCUGCUCCCUGUCACUGGAGGCUGGUAAAGAUUUGUGUUGAUGAGAGGAAUACUAUCUCUUCUCCCAGCCCUGAAAUGACCUUUCUGCUGCCUUUUUAAUACUGCUCCCAAAGCAGCCAAAGCUUAAACCAUAUUGAAAAUGGCUUCAAAUAUUUGAACUAUUUUAAUAAAUCUUAGUUUGAAUACCCUGUUGACUGCUUGCUUGAUAUAGUUAUAAGUACCAAUACUUACGGUAUCUAUUGUAGUGGUAAAAAGCCAUACAUUUUAGAUUUUUGAGCUGAAUAUUUUUGAGCUGAAUAUUUAAGAGCUGAACCUAAUAGAUGAUUUAUAGAUAAGUUGAUUGAAAGAACA